CCACAUUCAGGAUCAGCCACUCACAGCCAGGCUGCCUCACAGUGCGACGCUCGCAGGGAUGGAGGAUCAGCGAGUGGGGCCGUGAAGAAACCUUAUCCAGGCGAAGUGCAAGGACGUCGGGCGAGCAAUUGUAGACGAGACGUUCGAGUAAGAGGACCUCUUGAAACCGAAUUGUGUCUGCCAGCCGUCGUCGUCAUGACACCAGUCCCGCACUGAGCCUCUCCUCAGUGGGUUGGCAUGGCCCAGUGAUGAACGGAGCGGCAGCGCCCGGUAGCCCGGAGCUCUCCUCCUCAUGCCCGCUGCCUGACUGGCGAGAGUUCUGCGAACUCCACGCCCGAGCCUCGGCCGCGGACUUCGCCGACAAGUUCCAGCGCUUCCUGUCGGAGAACCCGUGCUACGAUUCGCCGGGCGCCGACGCCAGCUUCUCUCAACACUUUGCCCAACACUUCUUGGAGUGUUUCUCUGCGGCUCUGAGCCAGGCCCGGCAGAACCGGGCGUCCUCGCCGGGGGAGGACGGCUUCAGCAUCGCACCGAAGUACAGCAUCGUUCCUUUUCUGGGGAUCCAGGGUUGUCCCUUGUCCUACAGCCACGAGCUCUACCACAGACGCAAGGACGCCGGGGCUUCCAGCGAAUCCUUGGACAGCAUGGACAGCGGAGGGGGCGGGAUAGAAGGCAGAGGAGGAGGCGGCGCCGCGCCCGGUACCCGCGGACCUCAACCCACGCACAAGGUGUCCGCCCUGGGUCAGUCCCGCAGUUCCGAGGACGUGUCGGUGAGCCACCCCAAAGCUCGCUUCAAGAAGGGCUUCUCGCUGAGGAACAUGAGCCUGUGCGUGGUGGACGGGGUCAAGGAGAUGUGGCAUCGCCGCGCUUCCCCCGAGCCCGACGGGCCUCCCAGGAAGUCCAACGGGACCGGAGGGGCCGGAACCGCCGGGGCCGAAACCACCACGGCGGGGGGAGAGAAGUGGUCUCAAAAACUGCGACUGCCGAGAAGCUGCCAGGGCCACAAGGCGGAGAUGUUGGAGAUCCAGAGGGAGGGGGCGCUCAGGUACAUGGUGGCCGACGACACCAACUGCAUGGGCGCCGCGCAGUGGCAGAAGUGCCGCCUGCUUUUGAGGAAGAGCAAGAGGGACGAAGGGGCCGAGAGGUUCCUGCUGGAGUUCUACGUCCCGCCCAAGUCUUCGAAAGCCAAGGUGAGCAUCCCUUUGACGGCCAUUGUGGAGGUACGGACCACCAUGCCCCUGGAGAUGCCUGACAAAGACAAUACGUUUGUCUUAAAGGUGGAGAACGGGGGCGAAUACAUCCUGGAAACCAUCGACUCACUGCAGAAAAACUCUUGGGUCGCUGACAUCCAGGACUGCAUAGACCCCGGGGACAGCGGCGAUGACAUCGAGCUGGCGUCCUGUCCUCACGGUCAAGCCUCAUCCAAAGACUGCUCCAUGGUGGCCUCCUGCAGCUGCGAGCUGCUCUCUGAGGGUGCGUACCCAGCUCCGGAGAGGUUAUGCGCAGCGGCGGUGGUGGCGGCGGCGGCGGAGCAUUACAGUGCCCCCUCAGUGCGUUGCAGGGAACCCCCCUUCACCCAGCAUCCAUCCCACAUGCCUUUAGAGCGCUUCCUCCAGUCCCCAGAGGCCCAGGGCUCCAACCCCGCAGCAGCAGGGUGCGCAGGUGGAGGCGAGGGAUCCAAGGACUCUGAGGGUGACGCCAGCCUCGCCGGUUACCCGUGGUUCCACGGCACGCUGUCGCGGGUCCGUGCGGCUCAGUUGGUACUAGCGGGCGGGGCCAGGAGCCACGGCCUCUUUGUGAUCCGCCAAAGUGAGACGCGGCCCGGCGAGUACGUCCUCACCUUCAACUUCCAGGGCAAAGCCAAGCAUCUGCGUCUGUCAGUCAACGAAAACGGGCAGUGCCACGUCCACCAUUUAUGGUUCCACACCGUGUCGGACAUGCUGAGACACUUCCACGCUCACCCCAUCCCGCUGGAGUCCGGCGGCUCGGCGGACAUCACGCUACGCUCUUACGUUCAAGUGCAGAGGAGCGCUAACGCAGACGUGAGUGUGCCUUCGCUGGUCACGCCGCCCAGAACAGACGCCAGCUGCCGCCCGGACUCCGCCCAGCCGACUCCUCACCCUCCCGGGAUCUCACCCUCUUCCGGCCCCCCGGCCGACGCCCCGCUUUCCUCGAGUAGCUCCUCCUCACCCACCGCCCUGCCCUCCCUCUCCCGCAGCGACCCGGGCACCGGCGGCGGCUUACAGAGUCGUAGCAACAGCUCAGAGCGCCUGCUGGAGGCCUCGAGCGGCACGUCCGAGGACUAUCAGGACGCCGACGGGACCCGACGGGCCCGGGCUGUGGAGAACCAGUACUCUUUCUACUGAGUGACCCCCCCCCGCCCCCUCUCUGUCUCUCCCCCCCGAGGGCAACGACCACGAAAAGGCUUCAAACCCGUCGCCUUGUUUGUUUGUGUUUCAACGGCAAUUUCCUGUUUCUCUUGAUUCGAGAAGGGGUGGCGACUCCGCCGGGCCCUGCAGCUGCGCUUCGCACCGUCAGAGCGUAAUGAGGCGUGACAAAGGGCUACGCGUAGACGACACUCACAGAGGGGCCUGGAUGAAGGAAAUCAAAGCGGCGAGGAUGUGUGUAGGCAGAAAGAGCAACAGGAAGUCAUCCCGCGAGACUCAUAUGGCUUUGAUUCAGCUCAUCUGACCACUUCCUCGUUGACAGCCGAGUUUGAAAUGCGAGGCUCUGCUUUAUGUUUGGAAAGCUGCUUGGAGUCCAUCGGGGGUAUCCUCCAUGUUACCCCCGAGGAGUCUCGGGCUUGAAGUCUGCCGCGCACAUUUAGUUGCGUUCCAACACAAAAGCGAUGUCAUGGAGGUUUUAUGCUGCAUUUACUCUUUGAAAACCGUUGGGUCAAAAAGAACCCCAACA
This is a messenger RNA of Syngnathus acus (greater pipefish), 2913 nucleotides long. RefSeq names its product SH2B adapter protein 2. Gene Ontology annotation, cellular component: plasma membrane. The record is from RefSeq and is a predicted model, not a curated record. Gene Ontology annotation, biological process: intracellular signal transduction; antigen receptor-mediated signaling pathway. NCBI's taxonomy places the organism in Eukaryota, Metazoa, Chordata, Actinopteri, Syngnathiformes, Syngnathidae. Gene Ontology annotation, molecular function: transmembrane receptor protein tyrosine kinase adaptor activity. The transcript is spliced from 9 exons. The coding region runs from base 249 to 2366 and encodes 705 amino acids.